Messenger RNA from Jaminaea rosea, 1107 nucleotides. RefSeq lists its product as hypothetical. The transcript has a single exon. The record is from RefSeq and is a predicted model, not a curated record. NCBI's taxonomy places the organism in Eukaryota, Fungi, Basidiomycota, Exobasidiomycetes, Microstromatales. Gene Ontology annotation, molecular function: glutaminyl-peptide cyclotransferase activity; zinc ion binding. The annotation marks the transcript as partial.
CGCUCCUUCACGCACAUCCCUAGCGAUACCUUCCACCUCAUCUCGUCCCUCUCCGACGCUGUACCCAUCCUCGACCACACCGACUCUUCCUCUUGGCUGGCGCGCUUCCUCUUUCCUCGUGUUCCGGGGGACCCAGGCAUUAUCAAAGCCAGGAAGAUGAUCACGGACGUCUUUCAAAAGCAGCUAGGCCCCAGUGAUGGGAAGAAGGGCGGAGGAAUUAGGACAGGGUGGAAAGUCGAGGAGCAUGCGUCACAGGGAGAUACACCGCACGGGGUGAAGCCCUUCGUCAACGUGGUAGCGACCAAGGACCCAGAAGCACCACGCAAGCUAGUUCUUGCGGCACACUACGACUCAAAGUGGUUCGAAAGGGGCUCCUUCGUAGGUGCGACGGACAGCGCGGCUCCUUGCGCCAUGCUCAUCGAUCUAGCCAUCAGCCUUGAUGCGCUACUCGAGGGAGCAAAGAAGAAGCGCAAGGAGGGGAAAGGGACAGGUGACGGGCUGGAAGAUGUGACGCUACAGCUCAUCUUUUUUGAUGGGGAGGAGGCAUGGGAUCGUUGGACGCAUACGGACUCGAUCUACGGGAGUCGGGCUUUGGUUGCCAACUGGACGAAGAGCUACGACCAAUCUAGCCUCCCUUCGUCCUCGCAUGAGGCACGCCGCCUCACCACUCACGGCCGGCCCGUACGACGGAUCGAUAGCAUUGAUCACUUCAUCCUUCUCGACCUUCUCGGAGCUAAGCACCCAACAAUACCAUCCUACUACGCCUCGACGCAUUGGCUCUUCCGUGAGCUGCUGAGCGCAGAGCGUCGCCUACGGGACUCGGGCCACCUGUACCCUGACAUCAAGAGCAGCAAUGAGGCGCAAUCCUUCUUUGUAGACCGCGAUCCCAUGCUUGGAGCGGGCAUCGAGGACGACCAUCUGCCAUUUAUUGCGAACGGCGUGCCCGUGCUGCAUUUGAUCCCUACGCCGUUUCCUAGGGUGUGGCAUACGUUGAAGGAUGAUGCGAGUGCACUGGACUGGCCGACGAACUAUGCGUGGAGCAUGAUUCUUAGGCUGUUCACAGCAGAGUAUCUGGGGCUAGAGAUGCCUCAGCUCAUCAGGAAGGAU